Dichotomopilus funicola is the source of this 207-nucleotide messenger RNA. RefSeq lists its product as uncharacterized. Bases 1 to 207 code for a protein of 68 amino acids. The transcript has a single exon. The record is from RefSeq and is a predicted model, not a curated record. NCBI's taxonomy places the organism in Eukaryota, Fungi, Ascomycota, Sordariomycetes, Sordariales, Chaetomiaceae.
AUGCGUCUUCUUGACGUCCGGACUUUUGAACUCUGCGAGUUUGUCGGUAAACCACCGCCGUACGCCAUCCUUUCUCACACCUGGGAGGAUGAUGAGGUCACGUUCCAGGACAUCGCCAAUCUGGACCUGGCGAGAAAGAAGAAGGGAUUUACGAAAAUUCAACUAUGCUGCGAGCAAGCCCUCCAUGAUGAUUAUGACUGGGCCUGA